CUUCAUAAUCAUAACCUUCAUGAGAUUUUUUUGUGUAAUUAGAUGAAUAAUUAACCAGUUUCAUGCUCAUUCUAAAUACUUUAUCAAUACUUGUCCAAGUGGCCCUUAUCGUGUUUAUGUCAUUGCUGUCUAUGAAUUUGAUUCGGUAUUUUACUGGUCCGUUUCGUAAAAUGGCUGUGAUCGCUCCCGCUCUCUUCGUCAACCAUGGUGGAGGUCCUCUGCCACUUCUAGGCGACGCGGACCAUGCAGGACUCACAAACUUUUUACGGGACGAAGUAAAGAAGCAUUUGAAUCUAGCGGAAACGAAGGCCAUCAUUUUGGUCACUGCUCAUUGGGAAGAGAGUUCUGUGACAAUAUCAUCAGGUACAAAGCACAGUUUAUAUUUUGAUUAUUACGGGUUUCCACCUGAAUCUUACAAAUAUAAGUAUGACGCACCAGGCGACCCUGAAUUAGCGAAUCGUAUUCAACAAGCAUUGACUAAAGCAGGAAUAAAAUCUAAAUUAGACCCUAAGAGAGGUUGGGACCAUGGAGUUUUUGUACCAAUGAUGCUGAUAAACCCAGCAGCAAAUGUGCCCAUAGUACAGGUGUCUGUCCUCAGCAGUCAGGAUCCUGAAGAACAUUACAAACUUGGAGAAACACUGUAUCAGUUCAGAAAAGAAGGGGUAGCAGUACUUGGGUCUGGAAUGUCUUACCACAAUAUGAGGGAAUUUAUGAUGGGGCGUACUGGGAAAGUAGUGAAUGCUGAAUUUGAUGAGUAUUUACAUAAAGUCUGUACAGACGAAGAUGAAUCUAAAAGGAAAGAAGGUUUAUUGAUGUGGCGAAAACAGCCAGGAGCAACAGAAGCUCAUCCAAUGAGGGCUGCAGAGCAUUUCAUGCCUCUAAUUGUUAUCGCAGGUGCCGGUGGACCGAAACCUGGUACAAGAAUAUUCAAUUGGGACAUGAGUAGAACAUUCCGUUUGAGUGCCUUUGUUUGGAAAGAUUAAUUAAUAUUAACCUAGUUAUUACACAUUUACAAAAACUCACUAACUUAUGAAGACCUAAAUUUUAAUAUAUAAAAGAAGAAGGUUGAAAUACCCAAAUGGAAAUUGAGUUGAAAUGUUCAUGAGUUCUUAUUAGAAAUACUAUUUAUGAUUGGUUUUUACAUUAAUAGCAUCAUCCUAAUUGACAACAAUCGUACUAUGACACAAUGCUAUCUUGUUGUGCAUUGAGUUCAAACAUAAAGAUUUCGUUAGAAGUGUCAUAAUACAAAUCAUAAUUCGUUGCACAAGCACAGGUACAUUUUUUUUUAUCGUACAAUGAGGUUGCUAUUGUGGACAACACCUAAUGCCUAAUGUCUAAUGUGGACAGCCUAUAUCUAAAGAAAUCAUUCCUAGCACUGUGGUUAAACUAAUAGGGAUAGGUGGAACUCGGGUUAGCAAAGUUUGUUGAAUAUAUGCAUCACUAAUUUAUAAUUAUGUACACUGAUUAUGUUAAUUACUGCUAUAAUUAUAUGAAUAGUUAAUAUAGGCACUGCAUAAUAUCAUAGAAGUUGAACAAAGCAGUCGUAAUCAAUCAUAUGGGAAUGGAUGCUUUGCUUAAUGGCUUUAGCCAUUAUGUAAACUUGUUUAUUUGCUCAUUCACUGUUUGAAAAAUUGUUAAUACAGUAGAAUGCCGAUUGUCCGAACGCUGAUUAACUGAAUUCCUAAUUAUCCGAAUCGGCCCUAAGCGUAAAAUAUAAUUAUUAUUGUAUUUACUAUUGUAGAACUGUGUUUGUUAAUCUUAAUAAGGUUUAUUCUAUGUGUGACAGUUCGUUUUUCUAUAUUAUGAGUCUAUGUCCGAUUAUCCGAAUCGACCCCUGUCCCAAUUAAUUCGGAUAAUCGGCGUUCUACUGUACUUGAAUAAGAUAAACAUGGUUGAAAGUGUAAAUACCUUAUUAGAUUUUUUAUUUUAACCAUUUAACUGCUAUAUUUAAAUCUAAGAAAAAUAUUAUUAAUAAUACAAUCUGGUUAGCAGAAGAUACGGGAUAGUCUGAAACCUGGAUCAUGUGGAAUUUUUUCUAGUAAUAGUUCCUUAUGAUGGUGUAACUAUUUGCCUUAGUUUUUAUCUAUAAAUAACUGUGUGCCCUAUAAUAAUAUAUUUUUUAUUAUAGUCUAUCACAUUAUUUUUUUGUUACGAGUUGCAGGUCACAUAAUUGGGUUUGUAAAUAUUUCUAUAAUGUAAUUACAUUUUUCUAAGUUGCUAUGUAUAAAAACAAGUUUGCCUUAAACAAAAGUGUAUAUAAACUAUUUUUUCAACAAAUAGAUAAUUUGAUAUUUUGAUUUAAGACAAUAAAUGUAGAUAUUUAAUAGAUGAUAUUAAGGGUGAUGAAUUUUAGUAGGUACAGUGAUAAAAAAUAUUUUGGAGAAAGCUACUUUUUUUGUUUUAUUUGUAGAAUAUGGGUGAUGACGGGUAAAAUAAACGAAAUACUAUUUUAUCCAUCAGUUAGAUUAUCAAUAAAUAUUGGGCACGUAUUUUUUCUUUUCUCAGUUAACCAAAACUUUGCGAGUGGCAGUUCUGUACCAAGACCUGAUAUCAUGCGACACUACAAAUUCAUUUAACUCUGUAAUGUUGUGUGAUUUAGAAAAAAUAUGUGUCUUAUACUUAUUUAUUAAUCUACCUGAUACACAAUGUUUAUAAAACGAAGGUUAAAUUAACCAUUACGUAUUUUAACUGACUUAUUGAAAGCACUUGAAUCGUCCAAUAUUUUUUCCUACCACCUUCACUUCCUAUUCAGCACAUCUUUUUGCUGAUGAGAAGAAUGGGCGCAAGUAACUCUCAGCGUUUCAUAGAAGCAGCAACAUUACAAAAAAAUCAUAUCUAAACCAAUACAACGUCCAUUCACAUUUUGAUGGCUGUGUCCAAGCUGUUUCAUACAUUAUAUAAAUACUCUUUUGAAUCGUCCAAUAUGUUUUUCCUACUAACCAUUCAGGAUAUUUUUUUAGUUGAUGAGAAGAAUGGGCGCAAGUAACUCAUCAGCAUUUAAAACAAGUAGGAACAUUUACAAAAAAAUGAAGUCGCUACCAUUACAACGUUCAUUGACAUUUAUAUUGCUGUGUCAUACAGUAUACAGGGUGGUCCUACUAGUAACGUCAACAAUUUUUUUUAGAUUCCUCGCACCUGGGGGUAUUCGAAAAUACCCCAUGUAAGUUCCGCGAUUUUUCUUAGUUUUCGAGUUAUAAUUGUUUUUGUGUAUUUUUAAUGAUUUCUGCCAACGAGGUUUCAAAAAAAUUUAUCUUUUUUCGUAGUACUUAGGUAUUUUGCAGUCUUUUCUCUUGCUUUAUUUUUCUUUCCGCUUCUGUAAGUUUUUGUCUCAAUUCUUGUUCGCAUUUUAAAUCUUAGUGGUGAAACCGAAAGUAUUGUAAAAUUACACAUGCUAAAGUUAUUUUACAGGAAUUUCAAUUAAAAUUAAUUUUAAAUUACAUUUUUAAGUUAAAUUUACCGUAACAAUAAUGAAAAGUAGAUAAAAUAUUUUUAAUGCUUUAAUCAUGUUUCAAUGAUUUUUAGCUAUCCGCCUUCAAAAGCCAAUUACAACAAAAAUAGGCUGAUUAAGUACAAUUUCUUUUUAUGAUUUUUGGUAGUUUAGAAGCAUGCAGAGUUUUAAAUUUUAGCGAGAACCUGUGGAAAUUCCUUUUUGUACUUCUAAAUUGAAGUUCAAUGUUUGAGUAAAUCCUACUUAAAACUAAAGUUCCAACUUUCAAGCCUUUUUUUGAGUAACUUUAAUUAAUUGCAGGAAGUUGAGUUAUUUUUUUAUUAAAACAAC
Molecule: messenger RNA, 3778 nt
Organism: Chilo suppressalis (striped riceborer)
Lineage: Eukaryota; Metazoa; Arthropoda; Insecta; Lepidoptera; Crambidae
Source: the annotation of a GenBank genome assembly